Messenger RNA from Hibiscus syriacus, 1582 nucleotides. RefSeq names its product RNA polymerase-associated protein LEO1-like. The coding region runs from base 173 to 1144 and encodes 323 amino acids. The record is from RefSeq and is a predicted model, not a curated record. NCBI's taxonomy places the organism in Eukaryota, Viridiplantae, Streptophyta, Magnoliopsida, Malvales, Malvaceae. The transcript is spliced from 2 exons.
GCUGAAAGGAAUAUCUAAUUAGAAGCAGCAACUAGGAUUGGGUUCCAUAAGAAACCGGUUCAAUCUCAUCCCACUCCUCUCUACCCGUCUACCGGCCAUCAAUUAUUUCAGGCUUUGAAAUAUAAAUAAAAAUCCCAAAAGCCGGUUCCCACUUCCCAAAGCCAACUUCGAUAUGGACGAUAGUUUUAAACUUCGAGUGCAAAAACUCUUCGGAUCUCUCCAAUCAUCGCAUUCUUCAUCUCAGCAGCAGCAGCGGCCCCCUCUCUGGUCUCUCUCGGACGACGAGAUCGAGAGGAGGGAAUGGAGGAGAGAAUCCACCGUCGAUCGUGAGGAUAUAUUGUGUUCGUCGUCUUUUGAUCAGUUCUUGAAGGAGGAAAGGAAGUAUAGGAGUGGGAGGCGUAAAGAACUGGAGGAUGAUCUCGAUAACGAUGACGGCGACGGCGAUGAUAGAGGUUCGAGUCAGUCGCGUAGUAGAAAAAUCGACGAUCAUGGAGAUGAGUUGGAUAUCAGAUCUUAUAUUGGAAUGGAUUCCACUCUCGACAAUGAGGAAGAGGAAGAUGAAUAUGACAUAGUGGCUUCAGGCAGGGAAAAGGCAGGUGAACGCCUUUUUAUGAGUGACGUUUCUGAUCAUGGGUCUUUUUUGAAUUCUCAUAAUAUCCUUCAAAGAGCAUUCAACAAUACCAGUAGCAAGGACCACCGCGCAAAUCAUAUGGCAGCAGAAAUCAGACUAAAAGAAGAUGAUGAAGAAGCUCAGAAGGUUAAUGAUUGUGGUAUGUCAAAUUCAGAAAUUAGAGAAUUAUCAGACGUGAAGGCAUCCGAUAAUGGCUGCGAGUUGAGGUCUAUAUUAAAAAGAAAGAACACCGGUACAGAUUCCAAGCCACAAAAGCGUGUGAGGUUUGACUGUGCUUUUAAAAAUGAUUUGGAAGAGCAGUUUGAAAAGUCUGAGGAUCAUCAUUCUGAAGAUUCGGACGUAUCGCUUCCUGCUGAAAAUGACAGAGGACUUCCAGAUUAUUUACGUAAUCCUUCUAGGUAUACAUGUUAUAGCUUUGAUUCAUCAAAUGAGGUUGGUGAAGAAUCUAAUGCUCAAACUUCGAAGGAUGUCCUUAAGCUUGUUCCAAACUCAAAAUCUACAGAAUCAUUGUAAGAGCCUGAGGAAACACCUCGUGAUCUUCCAAAGUCGGUGACAUUUAUCCCAAAGAGAAAAUCUGGCAUCCUUCAACUAGGAAGCGGUAUCAGUGAAUUCGGGAAAAGGAAGAUGACUGUAAGAAGCAGUAUCAGUGACAUCGAGGACGGUGAAGAUGCUACACCAGAAACAAGUACAACAAAUGGCACUCCAGUUGUACGAAAAGGUGGCCGCAGUUAUAGAGUAAAAUCACAGCCAGAGGACAUUGACCUAGAGGGCUGAAGAGAACAACUUUCAACCAUUUAAAGGUUUGCUACUAAAAUCUCUUGAAGUAGUUCUAAGUUUAUACUGUUUCCCCAAGUUCCUUUUUUUUUCAACCACCAUCAUAACCCUUUAACCGUUAUGUUAAUACAGUCUAUUAGAAUGAUUGAGCGUUAACGUAUGCGUGCCUGAUGUUAA